Theobroma umbraticum is the source of this 1138-nucleotide messenger RNA. The record is from RefSeq and is a predicted model, not a curated record. NCBI's taxonomy places the organism in Eukaryota, Viridiplantae, Streptophyta, Magnoliopsida, Malvales, Malvaceae.
UCAGCAUUUGCCAAAAGCUAGUGCAGCUGAUGCAUGGGAAUAUCUGGGUAGUGCAAAAUCCUCAAGGUUCUGCUCAAAGCAUGGCACUUGUUAUUCGGUUUCAAGUCCGACCAUCCAUCACCAUAACAAUGACUGAGUCCGGAGAAUCUUCAGACCAGCCACGUUCCAACUCUCUUUUCAGGGGCUUGCAAGUUUUACUAGCUGAUGAUGAUGAUGUGAACCGUGCUGUAACUCGAAAGCUUCUUGAGAAGUUGGGAUGCACUGUUUCUGCUGUGUCAUCUGGAUUUGAAUGCCUUAGUGCUAUUGGGCCAGCCUCAUCUCCUUUUCAGAUUGUUAUUUUGGAGCUUCAGAUGCCUGAGUUGGAUGGAUUUGAAGUUGCAAUCAGAAUUCGUAAGUACCGAAGUCGAAGUUGGCCAUUGAUUGUUGCCAUGACUGCUAGUGGUGAUGAAGAUGUCUGGAAAAAAUGUUCACAGAUUGGAAUGAAUGGAGUUAUUCGAAAACCAGUGCUGUUACAAGAAAUUGCCAUUGAGCUUCGAAAAGUCCUGGUGCAGGCAAACAAAGUUGUGUGAUGAGACCUGCUUUAAGUUGCAGAACUCUGGCAGCCUUGAAUCUUUUCAAAUCAAUUUGGGGUUUCCAUAGACUAAGAAAACAUCUUUUGGCCCCUUCAAUUCCCCUCCGUGCUUCCUGCAUAGAGAUGUUACACACACAACCUUCACAGUCAAAAUGGUAUACAAAGUUAGCUCCUUUACCUUUUCCCCCCCUUAAUGUGCUCAAGCUCUUGUGCCAUUGCGUAGAUAGUUUCAGAUCUAAUCAUUAGUUUACUAGAAUUCUCUUCAACAUCAUUCUAAUAAAAUAGAUUACAUGCACAGUGCAAAACUAGCUAGAUAAAGUUAUUGCAGGUUCCAAUUCAGCUGGUACAGCAUUUUGGGAACAUACUUAGAGUGCUAUGGUAUAGAUACAACUUGGCAAUUGUAAGGCAGUUUAUUCUGUGCCAUUUGAAAAGAAAUGGUUCAUAGACAAUUCAAAAUCUCUAGGUGAAACAUUUUGCAGAAGUUGUAUUUGUAGAAAGUUGUUCAUCAGCCUGCCUUGUGUCGUGCUAGUUCUGCCUUCUGUCAUAAUUGAAAUUUCAGUUAGUGAA